UGUUGAUCAGGUAUAGCUCCAGAACGAAACAUCAGAACAAAAAGAACAUCACUCAAGGCAGACGCAGCAUUUUUAUCCAGAGCUGUUGAGCUUGAAUCAUGGGGAAGAUAUCUAUUAUUUGCAUUGUUCUGCUGGGCAUGGUGCAUGGGCUCGCAGCCCUGUCCUGUAUCGUAUGCAGCGAAAGAGAAUGUGAGAAACCAAGGGGCUGUAAGAAAGGUACCGCAUUAGAUGUGUGUGGUUGCUGCGAGGUCUGUGUUAAGCUUGAGGGAGAGACCUGUGGUGGCCUUUGGGGUCUGGAUGGCACAUGUGCCAAAGGAUUGACAUGUGUCAUCGAAGAACCUGAUGAAACUGAUCCAUUCAUUUAUCCCUUUGAUGCCGGAAUAUGUCAAAAGGUAAAGAAAGAGAAGAAAGAGAAGAAAGAGAAGAAAGAGAAAGAGGAAUGAGAGGAAAGAGAGAAGAAAGAGGAAGAAAGAGAGCCAAGCUUAAAGCUCUGAAAUGCCUACAUAUACAUAAGGCAAUAAUCUAGAAGUUGUAAGAUGUCUGAGCACCUACUUUAUUUAUAAGGCAUUGGAAAGAAGGUGUUAUAAGACGUAUUUAGGCAACAUGCCAGAGCUUUUCAUGAGGUAGUUGCUAUAAAAAGCAAUAUGUCUCAUUCAGUUUUAAAUAGACGACAAGAUGUUAAAUCAUGGUUCUAAUCAGGGGUGGGUACUGGUACAUCGCACUGGACAGGUCCAGAAAAACAACAACAGAGGACCGGAUUUGGACACAAAACUGACAGGCUGUAUUUUUCACAGGUGUUCAAAUGUUUUGGGCUUACCUGAGUUAAAUAAAAUAAUAUUAGAGCAAAGUUGAGUGUAUAGUAGCCUGAUUAAAUCUCGAAUAUAGCAGCCCGCCCAAUAUUCUCUGGCCUCGGACAGCAGAGUUUGUGUUACACAGACUAGAGUGUAUAGUAAUUUUGACCAACUUUCUACUGUCAAACAUGGUCUAAGCAGGAUGAAGGCAGGAUUUUAAUGCCAAUGGGAGUUGGAUACUCCAUCCAACAGAUUCCUUUGUAGUAAAAUAGACCAUUAUGAGUUUUCACUGACAAUCAGGUCCAGAUUUAGGUCUGGACCUGAUCCUCUCGACCUUAACCAGGACUUGUAUCUGAAAUUUCUGUACCAUUACCCACCCUAGUUGUUAUGUACCUGAAACUGUAAAUGAAUGCAGAGAAACAGACAUAAAAAUAAACUUCAGUGGAAAUAAAUUUAA
Messenger RNA from Branchiostoma floridae (Florida lancelet), 1248 nucleotides. Its product is annotated as venom protein 302-like. The record is from RefSeq and is a predicted model, not a curated record. The transcript is spliced from 4 exons. The coding region runs from base 99 to 443 and encodes 114 amino acids. Gene Ontology annotation, molecular function: insulin-like growth factor binding. Gene Ontology annotation, cellular component: extracellular region. Gene Ontology annotation, biological process: regulation of signal transduction; regulation of cell growth. NCBI's taxonomy places the organism in Eukaryota, Metazoa, Chordata, Leptocardii, Amphioxiformes, Branchiostomatidae.